Castor canadensis (American beaver) is the source of this 1490-nucleotide messenger RNA. It is a transcript of the gene Oaf, whose product is annotated as out at first homolog. The record is from RefSeq and is a predicted model, not a curated record. NCBI's taxonomy places the organism in Eukaryota, Metazoa, Chordata, Mammalia, Rodentia, Castoridae.
GACGUGAAGAUCUUCCGGGCCCUGAUCCUUGGGGAGCUGGAGAAGGGACAGAGUCAGUUCCAAGCCCUCUGCUUUGUCACCCGACUUCACCACAAUGAGAUCAUCCCCAGUGAGGCCAUGGCCAAACUUCGGCAGAGAAAUCCACGUGCAGUGCGGCAGGCUGAGGAAGUGCGCAGCCCGGACCAGCUGCACAUGGACAUUGCUGUGAACUUCAGUCAGGGGGCGCUGCUGAGCCCCCAUCUCCACAACGUGUGUGCCGAGGCCUUGGAUACCAUCUACACCCGCCAGGAGGACGUCCUGUACUGGCUAGAGAGAGGUGUGGACAGCUCUGUGUUUGAACCUGUGCCCAAGACCUCCGAGCAGGUGGAGCUGCCUCACUGUGGGCAGGCUGGGGACCGUGGGAAACCCUGUGCCUGUCAUUACAGCCUGAGUCUGGCCUGGUACCCCUGCAUGCUCAAGUACUGCCACAGCCGUGAUCGGCCCACGCCCUAUAAGUGUGGCAUCCGCAGUUGCCAGAAGAGUUACAGCUUCGACUUCUACGUGCCCCAGAGGCAGCUGUGCCUCUGGGAUGAGGACCCCUAGCCUAGGGGUGGCUGCUAUGGGCCCACCACUCCUCCACCAGCCACCAAAGUGGGUGGCAACCCCACCUGAGGCCUUAUUUCCCUUCUGGCAUCCCUGGUCCUCAGCCAUGGCCUCUGCCUGCAUGACUGUGAAAGAGUGACUGUGAAGACAGCCUCCGGGCCCAUCCUGUGCCCACCCUAUGCUAUCCUUAGGGACAGAGAGGGACAAAGCAGUUCUCCAAACUUGCACCUUUCCCUCCCCAUCUUCCCGGAAGUAUUCACUUUCAAGCAACAGAAAUGUGACUAGGAUUCUUCUACAGAACUCUCUAAGGUUAGACCCUAAGAGGAGUCUUUGCCUGCCUGCCACACCCACCUUUCCCACACCACUCCAAGCGGUGAUGGGCUCAUCACCCCCGGAGAGGAGAUGUGGGGGACUCAGGCCCAGGUUCCUGUGCCACAUGACAGUGCAUUCUCCUUUCUGGCCCCAACUGAGAGCUAGGGAGACCUGCCACCCCUAGGACUGACCAUGUGUGCCUUUCCCCAGACUGGACCUUUGCCACUAGAGCGGGGACCAGCUCUUCCUCUCUCUAACCAGAAAUAUUUUUGUAAGGUUCUGGGGUAGAGAAGAUCAUGAAGUACAAGGAAAACUUGAAUUCCAGAUUUUUAAUACAAAGUAUUUAUCAUUUGUAUCAGAAAUAAAAGUUAAAUUUUUUACUUGACUUAGAAUGCUAGACCCAGGCUUCUGAGAGCACUUUUGUCCAAUGCUGCCACCUGGUGUCAGAAGUGUCCUCCCACUGGCUCAGUGACCAGUCAGGAACAGCAGCUUCUAAAGCACCUAAUGUGUGCUCAGCCAUUUGGGAAUGGGGAGGUGUGUGGGGAGGAGCCGGUAACUCAGGAAGGAUAAACGAGGAUGAGAAAAGGCCUGGGAGU